Messenger RNA from Metopolophium dirhodum (rose-grain aphid), 5905 nucleotides. RefSeq lists its product as uncharacterized. NCBI's taxonomy places the organism in Eukaryota, Metazoa, Arthropoda, Insecta, Hemiptera, Aphididae. The transcript has 4 exons. The record is from RefSeq and is a predicted model, not a curated record. Bases 2369 to 4297 code for a protein of 642 amino acids.
UUACUUAAUAAAUAUUUGUAUGUAUGGUUUUUUGUUGGUUUGUUUUUAUAAAAUUAUAGAAUUUAUAACUUUUUUAAGUCUUGCAGUUAUAUUUUACGUAGUAUUUCAUACAAAAGUAACAAUUUUGAGCAUGUGAAUGUUAAUGUGAAUGCAUGUGAAUGCAUGUGAAUGCCUUGUCAUUAAUUUCUAAUAAAUAUAGAAAAAUAGUAAAUAUAUGAUUUAUUAUUUGUAUGAACUCGUUUUAAACCUCUGGCAUGAACAAUGUUCUCUAAGUUUAAAUUGUCAAGUAUGUUUGUAUUAGCUAUGUAUUUCCAAACCUCUGGCAUGGUAUUACACUUGUAAGUGAGAUCUUGUCCAGCUUGUAUGACAAAUAUAAAUAAAUAAUAUUACUUGUAGCUAAUAAAUUUAAGUAUUCCGAGUGUGGUAAACAAUUAGUUCCUAUAUUGAUAUACAUUUUUAAAGACUUGAAGUUAUAUUUUACAAGGUUUUUCACACAAAAGCAACUAUUUUUUAUCAACUGAGUAAAUGUAUGCUUUACCAUUAUGUUCUAAUAAUUUGUUUAAACAUUGGUAAAAUGAAAUAGUGUCAUAAAUAUAGCAAAAUAGUUAAUUUAUGAAGAAUGAUUGAACUCGUUUUAAACCCUUAUCAUGUAUCUACAAUGUUCUCAAAGUUUAAAUUAUCAUGUAUGUUUUUGUUAGGCAUCUAUUAAACCGCUGGCUUUUAUAAACUUUAAAUUUCUUUAGAUAUCGUAAAUAUAAACAAGAUGUGUAUCUUACUAUCUUAAACACAUAGAUUGUUUUAUUUAAAAAAAAAAAAAUAGUCUCAAAAAUAUAGGCUCCUAUUUGAAUUUUGAAAGGUACCCCUAAAAUAUCCCCUUUUUAAAAAAUAAAAAAAUAUCAUGAAUAUCAAAUUAAUUUAGAUUAUAUGAUUUAAAAAGGUUUUCACAUAAGACAUUUUUUCCUAAUUUAAGUAUAUCAUACUGAAAUCUGAUGUCAUUUAAAAUUUGGAACACACUUUAUAUGUAAAAGCACUUGUCUCGAAAAAUUAUGAUUUUAUUUCAUUAGGUAUGUUUAUUUUUUUGUUUCACAAUUAAAAAAAUAGACAGUGACACAGUGGGAUUUGUUGUAUUUAAUUUUUCAAUAUAUUAUUAGUGUGAAUAUAAAUAACAUUUUAAAAAUGGUCGCCAUGUAUCAAAUUCUCAAACUUUUUUUCAACCCGAAUUUAUAAGAAACAAAAAUAUUAUCACCAUUAAAUAAUAAAAAUUGAAUUCAAAAUGUUAAUAAUCACUUAAAAGAUGUUAAAACUUGAAAUAUUUUUAAAAUAUAUUUUAUAAUAUAUGAGUAAACUAAAAUAGUCAAAUGUCUACCGAGAUAUUAAUCUUCAAAUGUAAAUUAACUGGUCCUUGACAAAAUUGAUAAUUAUUUGUAAUUAUAUGAUUACUUAUUUACACACACGUUUAAUAAUUGAGCCUAAACCUGGGGUAGAUAUUGAACAAAUACAAUAUUCAAUAAUAACAAUUGACUGCUGUGAUUUAUUAUUUUUUUAACUAAAUAGUAAAUACUUUAUGCAUACUUAUCAAUUAUAUUACCUAUAUGGCAUAAUAUCCAUGUAAAGGUAUAUUUUGAAAAUGCAAUUGCUUUUAGAAAAUAGGUAACAUAUACACUAUACCAAAUAUAUGCAUGACUUUUUGAAUAAUAUUUUUUUAAUUACAACAAAAUAACUAAAUCAAUAUAUUAUUUCGAUUUAAAUAUCCGAUUUUGUCAAGAUUUGAACUUAAAAUUUAAAGAAAAUAAACCACACAUCACUGUAAAACUAGUACUAGUAGGUAAUACAUUCCUCAUAAGAAUCUAAAACCAUAAUUUAAUACGAUAUAAAACAUACGUUACUUAAUAAUUGUCCACUUGAAAAUCACUCAUGUUUUACUUAAGAUUAGAUAUAAAAAAGUGUAGAUAAAUAAAAUUAUAAACACAGAUUAAUGUAUCAUACUCAGUUGUAUAUGACACAGUGAAUUUGCUUAAACUAACAGAACAUGGCACGUUGAGCGACGAGCGUGUAUAAUUAUUAUUUAUGAAUACAGUUGUGAGGUUUUGAUUGCAAAGUUAAGACUAAUAGCAGUCAACUUGAAUAUUUUUAAAAAUAUAAUUUAAAAUUGAUUUACUUACUUUAUAGAUGUAAUAACCUCGUUAAUAAACAAAUAAUAAAAGAAAAGUUUUUAAAAAUAUAAAUAUUUACUAUAUAUUAUUGGAAUAAUUAAAUCUUAUCAUUUUACAGUUUACUAUUAUACAUCAAUAAAUUUAGUUGUGCUACUCAUACUUCACCAAUACUGUGAUCUUCAUUGCCAUUCUCAAAAAAAAUAUUACUCAGAUCAAUGCUAGAUACGAUUAAGCACAUUUUAAAACCAAAAAUAUUCAUGCUAUGGAUUUUAUUAUUCACAUUAAUAGUAUGGACUUACUCAUAUUAUUCGUUGACUGCAUUUGAAGUGAUUUUUAGUGAACCACGUUCACUCUUCUUGGACCACGAUAAUUCUGGAUAUUUAAUUAAUACAUCAGGAUGUCGAAUUCCAGAAAUGUAUUUGAAUGGACCUGAAAUAGAAAAAUGUUUUAAACCAAACCUAGAACUAAAUUGUAAAACGAAAUGGAACUAUAAUUUGCCAUUAAUUACUUCAGAUUUAACAUCUUUAAUAUUAAAUAUGAGUGCAUGGGCUACUUUAAAUAUCAGUGAUGGAGAUCCAAGUUUUGAAUGUUAUUACAUUCCAAUAGAAAGAUCAGCAUUUGGCGACGACCAAGAUCCUAAAUCAUAUAGUGAUGAUGAUGUGAAACUUGGCGAAAAAGUAUAUUUUGUACACAAUACAACAGUUUCAAACGAAAUGGUUGAAGUAGUAUGUACAUUAAAUUCAAAUAUAAUAUACAAAUAUUAUCAUAUAUUCAUACGACCAACUUCGUCAGUAAGAAACCGAAAAGACGGAGAAGUAAGUAUAUUACUUUUGGGUUUGGACGCGGUAUCUCGUAUGAACUUUCAUCGUCAAAUGCCAAAAACUAGUUCGUUCUUAUCUGAAAUUGGCACUGUGGAAAUGAUAGGUUAUAAUAAAGUUGAGGAUAACACGUUUCCAAAUGUAAUUCCCACACUAACGGGAAUGUCAAUAGAAGAGUUGAAAAUAAAUUGUUGGCCUGAAAACAACAACUUUUUUGAUAACUGUAAUUUUGUAUGGGAUGAUUAUAAAGAUGCUAAUUUUAGCACAGCUUUUGCCGAAGAUAGUACUUCAAUUGGAAUGUUUAAUUAUUUCAAAUCUGGAUUUUUAAAACAACCCACUGACCAUUAUUUAAGACCAAUUAUGACCCAUGCUGAAAAUGUUAUAGGGCACGAAUCCAUUGGAAACACAAUAGGUUGUCUUGGUCCUAAGUUGGGUAUGACCAUGUUGCUCGAUUAUGCUUUUAAAAUGUCAUUAUCUUUGACUAAUCAUUUAUACAUGAAUGUAUUUUGGACGACAAGCCUAACGCACGACUACAUAGAGUAUCCAAAAUUUGGAGACGAUAAUUUAAGAGACUUUUUUGAUGCAUUUAACAAGUCUGGUGAGCUCAACAAAACAAUUGUCAUACUAAUGAGUGAUCAUGGCAUCAGGUGGGGAUGCUUUAGGGACACAUACCAGGGUAGUUUGGAAGAUAAGCUACCCAUGUUGAAUUUCAUCAUACCACAGUGGUUUCAAAAUAUGUAUCCCAACGCGAUGGAAAAUUUGAAUAAGAACACAAUUCGCCUAACAACGCCGUAUGAUUUACACGAGACGCUAUUAGACUUCAUCGACAUAAAACAGCUCGAUGACAAUGCAAUUGCGAGACGAACGAAAAUGAAUAAAUAUAAAAGAGGCACAAGUUUGUUUCUUGAAAUCCCAGAAAAUAAAAGUUGCGAAACAGCAGGAAUACCUAAAAAUUAUUGCGCGUGCCACGAGGAGAGGCAGGAAUUAGUUGUAGAUGACGUAAACGUCGUUGAAGCAGCGAAAGCCUUUAUGCAAUAUGUAAAUUUCAAGUUGUCGACGUAUAAUACACUUUGCACAUUUCUAACGCUGCAUGAGAUCCAUAAAGCAUCAGUUGAAAUGAGAAAAGAUAAUAACUCGGUGAAAGAUUACGAGAUACAAGUAACUACAGUUCCAGGGUUUGCGAAAUUCGAAGCAACGUUAAGGCAUUAUAACGGUAACUUUAAAAUGGUUGGUUCAGUUAGUAGAUUAAAUUUAUAUGGCAAUCAAAGUAUUUGUAUAAAUGACGCCAAAAUGAAGUUAUUGUGUUAUUGUAUAUAUGAAAAUUAAACUCAAUCGCAUACUCGUAAUGUCCAAACUCAUAUCAUAAUGUUAAUCAUUGUUGUCUCAGAAUAAAAAGGUUCUAAAUUCAUUUUUUUUAAAUGCUUGUUUGCAUAUAUUUAUUUAAUAUUUGUAUUGUAGGUAUAAAUAAGUCUUGAAAUCGUAUCGAUCCGUUGAUUAUUCAAUGAGAUGGAUACAGAUAAUGAAAAGGUUCUAACAUGAAUGAUAUGUUUGAAACCGAGAAUGAAAUAGUUCUAAACGAUCUUAAAAUAUGUAAUAUAGGUAGGUACUAAUAUCUUAGAAUGAAAAGGUACUGUUAUAAAACGAUUAUACCACUGAUUCAAUAUAAAUUAUUAUUGUGCCAUAAUAAAAUAUUAUUCUAGUAUGUACUUACCGCCUAUUUUUGUUUUGUUACGAUGAUAAGGUAAUGCCUACCUGGUAUGGUAUUAUAAUUAUAAAUAUUGUCAUAUUAUGCUGUUUUCGUAUAGGUACCGCGAGUCUGUGUAAUAUACUAAUAUACUAUUUUAUAGGUACCAUUAAAAUUUUUUUAAUAUAGCUCUAUCUUAACGUCUUGUACAGUUGUAACUUAUAUUAGUGGGUAUUUCGUAUAGUAGUACUAAACUUAAAAACUAAAAAUAUUGCAUAAUCAAUAUAUAUAAUUUUUUACACAAUUUACACUUAGAAGUAAGUAUCGCUACGUAGAAAAAAAUACUUAAAUCAGUAUGAAAAGGUUCUAACUAAAUAAAUAAUUUGUGUUUCCAUAAUGAAAAGUACUACUCGUAAAACCUUUUAACUCUAAAACUAAUAUUUUAGUUAUUUAUAAUUAACUCGAUUUAGUAUUUAAGGUGAACAAAGUUAUUCAAUUUUUAACUUAAAAAUAUUUCCCUGAAUAAUUACAAAAAUUACGUUAGAAACUUUUCUUUCUGAGACGACGUAUAAUAUUAUGAUCAAAAUAUCAGUACUCGGUAGGUAGAAUAUACCUUACAAUAAUAAUUAGAAUUAAGAUGUCGUUUUGGUAGGUUACAAAAUUUGGCCUUAAAAAUAUACUUUUGUAGUUUCGAUUUUCUUCAGCUCUCAAUAGUCGUAUAGAAACAUGAUUAUUUCAUCAAAAUGAAUGUGAAAAGUUCUUUUAGAUAACAACCAUUUUUUUUUUUUUUAAUUGAAUAUAUAAUAUUUUUUUAUAAAAUAGACAGUUAAACAUAUCAAAAAUAUAGAAUUCAGUUAUCUAGAAGAAUUUAUCAAGUUUAUUUUGGUGGAAAAAUCAUGAUUCUACGUCUAACGAGUGAAGAGACAAAUGCUUGUCAAAAACAUGUUUUGGUAAGAAAAAUAAAUAAUUUUGAGCAAUCUCUUGAGCUGUGACUUGUAUAAUUUCACUUUUACCAGAACAGCAUCUUAAAACGAGAGAGAAAAAAAUCAAUUUUCUAAUGGAGUUUAAUUUCGUUUGUAAUGUGAUAUUUUUAAUUUUAUACAAAAUAUAUUAUUAGAAUGUUUUUAUUGUGAAAAUAUUUUUGCUUUUUAUUUGUAUUUAUUUUUUUACUAUUGAACAAUACCAAAUAAUAUGUAUGAGUAUGACUAUGCGUAGUUGAAGAAAAAUAUAUUUAUCCUUUUAUAAGUACA